GGCAAGAAGAAGCAGCACGUCUGCCACAUCCCGGGCUGCGGCAAGGUGUACGGCAAGACGUCGCACCUGAAGGCGCACCUGCGCUGGCACACGGGCGAGCGGCCCUUCGUCUGCAACUGGCUCUUCUGCGGCAAGCGCUUCACGCGCUCCGACGAGCUGCAGCGGCACCUGCGGACUCACACGGGCGAGAAGCGCUUCGUGUGCCCGGAGUGCGGCAAGCGUUUCAUGCGCAGCGACCACCUGGCCAAGCACGUGAAGACCCACCAGAACAAGAAGCUCAAGGCGGCGGGCGACGCCGUCAAGCGGGAGGAGCAGCGCGGGCUGUGACCUGAGGGCAGCCCCUGCUGCGGGCGGGCUGGAGGAGGAGCCGCCCCGUGACUGCGCCCAGCUCAGCCCCGCUGCGGCUCCGGGGACUGCAGGCCCUGGCCUCUCCCGGGCUGGCGUGGGACAAGCGCAGGUGCAGGACAGACGCGAGCGGCCCUGGCCGUGCCCGGGGGCUACGAGCGGCCGCUGCUGGGGGAGCCGGCCCCGGGCCGCCAUUUCUGGACAGGGGCUCGUGUCACUGCCCGCGGCUGCGGUGACAAUGGGCGAACCGGAGCAGGAGUGGUCCUCUGGGGGCCCGCGUCUUUCAGGGCCAGAGACCCAACUUUUGUGUACAGGUUAUUUAAUAGUUUGGUUUGAAUACAAGUGUUUUUUUUUUUCUCUUGUCCUUGGCUCCAUGCGGGGGCUCCAGCAUGAGAUGUUUCUGUAAAGCGACCCGCAACUGCAGCGUGAAAAUAAAUACAU
Messenger RNA from Alligator sinensis (Chinese alligator), 786 nucleotides. RefSeq names its product transcription factor Sp5-like. Lineage: Eukaryota; Metazoa; Chordata; Crocodylia; Alligatoridae. The annotation marks the transcript as partial. The record is from RefSeq and is a predicted model, not a curated record. Gene Ontology annotation, molecular function: DNA-binding transcription factor activity, RNA polymerase II-specific; RNA polymerase II cis-regulatory region sequence-specific DNA binding. Gene Ontology annotation, biological process: regulation of transcription by RNA polymerase II. The transcript has a single exon.